Rubroshorea leprosula is the source of this 2205-nucleotide messenger RNA. The record is from the annotation of a GenBank genome assembly. Lineage: Eukaryota; Viridiplantae; Streptophyta; Magnoliopsida; Malvales; Dipterocarpaceae.
CAGGAGGCAGCAGCGACAACAAAGCUGAAAGUUCAAAACCCAGAAGAAAGUUUAUCCUUUUAGCAACAUGUUUUCCCCAUUUCCAGCCGUAGCCAAGUUUCAUUUCUAAAGGGGUCUCGGAAAAAUUGUGGCUUUUUUGUCGAGGGCAAAUCAAAAAGGUUGUUUGAAAUGGAGAAUUCGGUGAAGAAACGAUAUGGAUUUGAAUUCUGUAAUGGGACUGAGUCGGUGAGCGAGUUGAGUACUACUGAGUCGAGACAGAGCAGUUCGAGUGGGUCGAGUUCGGGGACUUUCACUGAGAAAGUGAAGACGAUGGGUUCCUCUUCGCCUCCUCUAUUGGGAUGGCCUAUUAGGAGAGCUACAGUGUCCAAAAGCUCGGUUCUUUCUGAUGGCAAUGGAGAGGAAGACAAGACAAAGUACGAGGAUUCCAAGUUUAAGAAAUUGGGUUCAAAGGUUUCAGAGAUUGAAAUGAUGAAGGAGAGGUUUGCAAAAUUGUUGCUUGGGGAAGACAUGUCAGGAUCUGGAAAAGGGGUUUGCACAGCUUUGGCCAUUUCAAAUGCCAUUACCAAUCUCUGUGCUUCCAUAUUCGGGCAAUUGUGGCGAUUAGAACCCAUACCUGAGGAGAAGAAAUCUAUGUGGAGGAGAGAGAUGGAGUUGCUUCUUUGUGUUAGUGACCACAUUGUUGAGCUGAUUCCCUCUUGGCAAACUUUUCCAGAUGGAAGUAAGCUCGAGGUGAUGGCUUGCAGGCCUAGAUCAGAUAUUUUCAUCAAUCUUCCAGCUCUCCGUAAACUAGAUAAUAUGCUUCUUGAUAUAUUAGAUAGUUUCACCAACACGGAAUUUUGGUAUGUGGAUCAAGGGAUUGUAGCUCCUGAUGCCGAUGGCUCAGCUUCCUUCCGCAGAACACUUCAGCGCCAGGAGGAGAAAUGGUGGUUACCUGUGCCUCGAGUCCCUGCUGACGGUCUCAGUGAGAAUUCAAGAAAGCAAUUGAACCACACACGUGAAUGCACUGGUCAGAUACUGAAAGCUGCAAUGGCCAUCAACGGCAUUACCUUAUCAGAAAUGGAAGUUCCUGACUCAUACCUGGAAGCUCUUCCAAAGAAUGGAAGAGCUUGUCUAGGUGACCUUAUUUAUAGGUAUAUCACAUCUGAUCAAUUCUCUGCAGAGUGCCUGCUUGAUUUCCUUGAUCUGUCCUCUGAACACAUAGCUCUCGAGAUUGCAAAUCGUGUGGAGGCCUCAAUAUACGUGUGGCGUCGAAGAGCUCACUCCAAGCCCCCUAUUAAUCCAACCCGUUCUGCUGCAAAGUCAUCAUGGGAGAUGGUAAAGGACCUAAUGGUUGAUGGAGAUAAGAGAGAAUUCCUAGCAGAGAGAGCUGAAAGCCUCCUGCUUUGCUUAAAGCAGCGGUUCCCUGGUCUGACUCAGACUACCUUGGAUACCAGCAAAAUCCAAUGCAACAAGGAUGUCGGAAAAUCCCUUCUUGAAAGCUAUUCAAGAGUUCUGGAAAGCCUGGCAUAUAACAUUGUUGCCCGUAUAGAUGAUUUGUUAUAUGUUGAUGACUUAACCAAGCAUUCGGAUAAAUUGUCAUCAGUUCCUACAGUCAGUGUAAUUGCUCACAAGAAGGUCUCAAUCCCAUACUCAGUGCCCGUCUUGAGCACUCCUUACAAAACAGCUUCUUCCACGCCAAGUUUUUCACCUGCACCACUAAUCAGCCCCUUAAGGGGAGAGAGAACUCCUUUUCUCAAGGAGAACAACAAUAACAAGCCUCAUCGCCGUGGUUUUGGAGUGAGGAGGGUCUUGACUAAUUACCUUGGUGUUGAGUCAAAAGCAAAGAUAUGUGGCAAUGCAGCUGAUGGUUCUUGUUCAAUCCCAAACAGCAGUAGCACAGAGAGUUCAGGGUAUCAAAAGGGCCAGAAUGCAUCAAAACAAUCAUCAGCACACCAAAAUGGAGCCAGAAUGCCUCUAAAUCCGCCCCGGUAUACUGUCACUUGAGAUUUCUUCCGAGAAGAAAAUGUGAAAACAGUGUGAGAGUUAGGAUUUAACAAUAGCAAACUACUGGUUCUGGUAAAAUACUGAUGUCUAUGAAUUGGUGUUCAUUUUUUCUGAAUGACUCAUUAUUUCUUAUAGUUUCAAGUAGCCUGUUGUAUGUGUGCUUAUCCCUUUCGGGAACAACAAUAUAACUGAGAGCAGAUGGAAUAUAGACACGAGUGUUGU